Messenger RNA from Atta colombica, 1575 nucleotides. RefSeq names its product putative gustatory receptor 28a. Gene Ontology annotation, biological process: sensory perception of taste. Gene Ontology annotation, cellular component: dendrite; membrane; neuronal cell body. The transcript has 6 exons. Lineage: Eukaryota; Metazoa; Arthropoda; Insecta; Hymenoptera; Formicidae. The record is from RefSeq and is a predicted model, not a curated record. Bases 1 to 1575 code for a protein of 524 amino acids.
AUGAAGCUUAAGAUUCUGAAGAAACAACAUAUGAUGAUCAGCAACACAGUACAGAUGCUAAAUACAAUAUUCAGUGUGCAAUUACUUGCUUCGACAAUCAUAACUUUUGGUCAAAUAAGUCUAGAUUUGUAUAUCCAUUUAUUCCAAUGGCAUGAUGGAGUGUUCAUCAAUUUAAAUGGACAAUUUAGUGAAUUUAUCCUAUCAGAUAUAAUUUAUUACAUAAUAAAAUUGGCGUUAAUUGUAUGGGCCUGUGAGACUUGCAAGAAUCAGGCUCAAGAGAUCCGCACUACAAUUCACGACGUACUUAACAGCGCCAAAGAUGAGCAAAUCAAAAAUGAGAUGGUGACAAUUUCGUUAUUAAAAUUCCAGAAACAAGCCAACAGCAAUAUGCGAAAAAGAUGGCGACCCUUCUACGCUACAGACUUUCAAUCCUUGAUGUAUCCUUGCUUCACUUUCUGCCGCAUUCUUGGAAUAUUUCCAUACAAAAUUAACAAUUCGACUUUCGAAGCUUCAGAAUCAUGUUACAUUCUAUCGACCAUUGUUCUCUUCGUUUUCUGCAUUUACGAAAUAAUUAUUAUAUAUAAAUUGGAUAUUUCUAGAAUAAUCAUAAACAGAAGCGUACUUAGCUCUUUUAAGUGUCACAAUUAUUAUGUGCUCGGUAGUUUCACAAUGAUUGUCACGUAUGUCUUGAGACGUCCACGGUUGCUUUUGCUACAGACCGUAUUGGAGAUCUCUUCGGAAUUACCCUCGGAAUUAUAUGAAAAGUUAUCCAGACUAAUUCAUAUUAAGGAUAUCUUCGGUUUCUUUCUUCUUGUCAUCGUAUCAGUAGCAUAUUGCAUUUAUAUGCCGCUCAAUACAAUCUUCCUAACAAUGUUUGUAAUAUACCUUACUUUGUUGAUGUUUCAAAUGGACAUGAUGUAUAUGAAUUGCGUUUGUAUAUUGAAGAUCUGUUUUAAGAAAAUUAACGAUAAUUUGAUGAAGGUUCAGGAAUUAGUAAUGAGCGAUAAGCCAUAUCUACUCAGACGGAUAUAUCACGAACAAAAGAAUUCACUUCUAUUGAUGAAACUUAAAACCCUGAAGAAACAACAUUUGAUGAUUAGCGACACAGUGCAGAUGCUUAACAUGAUUUUCGGUCUGCAAAUCAUCAUUACUAUAGUCAUAUCUUUCACUGAAAUCACUUUUAAUCUGUACUUUUAUAUAGUUGUAUUUAUAGCCGAAGAAGAAGAAAACUUUUGGUACUGGUUUUUCAUCUUGAAUAUGAUAUAUUAUAUUACGAAGAUAAUAUUGAUAGUGUGGGUUUGCGAUAGUGGUAAAGAUCAAGCUGCAAAAAUUGGCAUCACCGUUCACGAUCUGCUUAACAAUACCAGUGAUAAACAAGUAAAAAACGAGUUGGAACAAUUUUCUGUGCAAAUAUUGCAACGAAAAAAUGCAUUCUCCGCAAAAGGUCUAACUAUAGAUGCAACGCUUUUCACUGCGAUGGCGGGUAGCAUCACCACGUAUUUGAUAAUUUUAAUACAAUUCUUAAUGACAUCGCAUUCUUGUGAUGGAAAUAUCAGUAUUGCAGAAAUAAUCUAA